Molecule: messenger RNA, 1496 nt
Organism: Urocitellus parryii (Arctic ground squirrel)
Lineage: Eukaryota; Metazoa; Chordata; Mammalia; Rodentia; Sciuridae
Gene: Rrad
Product: RRAD, Ras related glycolysis inhibitor and calcium channel regulator
Biological process (GO): negative regulation of high voltage-gated calcium channel activity
Cellular component (GO): plasma membrane
Molecular function (GO): GTP binding; GTPase activity; calcium channel regulator activity
Source: RefSeq, a predicted model, not a curated record
GCUCCGGAGCCCAGACCAGCAGGAGCUGAAGAGAGCAGAGGCAGCAGAGGCUACGGCAUCAGCAAGGGUCCGAGUGGCUGAACCCUGGUCUGCGAGUGGAUUGAAUCUUAGGCUCAGCGGGCUGUAUCUGUAUUGGAGCCCAGAUCCUAGUCCUGACCCUGUCUGUGUGUGAGUGGACCCCAUCGCGUUGGACGCGAUGACUCUGAACGGCGGUGGCAACGGAGCUGGCGGGAGCCGCGGUGGGGUCCGGGAGCGCGAGCGCCGUCGGGGCAGCACCCCCUGGGGCCCGGCGCCUCCGCUUCACCGCCGUAGCAUGCCAGUGGACGAGCGAGACCUGCAGGCGGCGCUGUCUCCUGGAGCCCUGGUAGCUGCUGCGACUGGAACCGGGCCCCAGGAUCGGAGGCUGGACUGGCCAGAGGGCUCUUCCGACUCCCUCAGCUCAGGGGGCAGCAGUUCAGACGACAGCGUUUACAAGGUGCUGCUGCUAGGGGCUCCAGGCGUGGGCAAGAGUGCUCUGGCGCGUAUCUUCGGUGGUGUAGAGGACGGGCCUGAAGCAGAGUCUGCAGGGCACACUUAUGAUCGCUCCAUCAUGGUAGACGGAGAAGAGGCAUCACUCAUGGUCUAUGACAUUUGGGAGCAGGAUGGUGGCUGCUGGCUGCCUGGCCACUGCAUGGCCAUGGGGGAUGCAUAUGUCAUCGUGUACUCAAUAACUGAUAAGGGCAGCUUUGAGAAGGCCUCAGAACUUCGGGUCCAGCUGCGACGGGCACGGCAGACAGACGAUGUGCCCAUCAUCCUUGUGGGCAACAAGAGUGACCUGGUGCGCUCUCGUGAGGUCUCCGUGGAUGAGGGCCGGGCCUGCGCUGUGGUCUUUGACUGCAAGUUCAUCGAGACAUCAGCAGCACUACACCACAAUGUCCAGGCACUGUUUGAGGGUGUUGUGCGCCAGAUACGCCUGCGCAGGGACAGCAAAGAGGCCAAUGCACGACGGCAAGCUGGAACCCGGCGGCGGGAGAGCCUUGGCAAGAAGGCAAAACGCUUCCUGGGCCGCAUUGUAGCACGCAACAGCCGCAAGAUGGCCUUUCGUGCCAAGUCCAAGUCCUGCCAUGACCUCUCAGUUCUCUGAGACCCUGAAGGCUCUCACUGAGGUGGGCAGAUGGAUGGGUUGGUGGGCUGGCCCAGCCAACCGCCACUGGUACCUCAGGGCUAGCUCACUUUCUACACCCUGUGGAGCUGCCAGCUGGGCAUCCACCAUGGGUCAUGGACAGAAGGACCGUGCUGCCCCGGGAGRCAGUUCCCAGUGGCUGGUGAGGGCUGGGCCCACAGAUGUGCAUGUGCAGGCCCACGUAUAUACCAAGCAGCAACCUGAGCCCAGCCAGACCCGUGUGAGGGGACAGGACCCUGCCUUUCUUCUUUGUGCGUGCCUUGGAAGGAGGCUGUUAAGUGCAGUUGCUAUUGUUUACAUGGAGAUUUUUGUAAUAAAGACUUAUUUCCUGACA